Centruroides sculpturatus (bark scorpion) is the source of this 2575-nucleotide messenger RNA. Its product is annotated as somatostatin receptor type 2-like. The record is from RefSeq and is a predicted model, not a curated record. Gene Ontology annotation, biological process: G protein-coupled receptor signaling pathway. Gene Ontology annotation, molecular function: peptide binding; G protein-coupled opioid receptor activity. NCBI's taxonomy places the organism in Eukaryota, Metazoa, Arthropoda, Arachnida, Scorpiones, Buthidae. The transcript has 4 exons. Gene Ontology annotation, cellular component: membrane; neuron projection. The coding region runs from base 873 to 2123 and encodes 416 amino acids.
ACGAGGUAGCGCCUCACGGUCGCCCGCUUGAUAUAGACGACGCGGAUGAAGAGGCUGACAAACCUAGUCUAUCCGCUUGUCUGUCCUUCAACUUCUUCAAUACGGGUAAAUGACAACAAAUCAGUCUAGACCCCGACAACCGUGUAAUUGCGCAUGUGUUUGCGAAUAGUCGCACAGUAGCAACAUUCAUCUGUCUGACGUUUGCACGUUCACGAGUUAGCCACCCCGACUGCAACAACAUCGAAGAAAAUCGCUGCGUUCCGAAGAAAUUUUUCCGCUUAGGCAGGUUUUAUUGUAUUAAACCUGUCCGAAACGGACCCUUUACAAAGCAGAAGAUUUAGGCACUUACAGAUUUUUCGUGGAAACUUAACCGAGAGAAUUUGUAUUCAGUAAUUGUCUAAGGACAGAGAUAAUUAAGAUUAAAGAUUUAUCUGGAGGAUAAUGCAUUUCUGAAGAAAUAUCGAUAUCAUUUUAUCUUCAUGUGAGUUUUAAAACACCAUUCUUGAAAUUUUCUGCAAAGAAUUUAAUUUUCUAGAGAUUUCGGAAUAUCUAAAUUGAUAAAAAAGUUUAUCCAACAGCAUUUAAAGACAAUAGAAACACUUCCUCUUCUUGUCACAACUGAUUACAAAGCUAGAAGAUUUCUAAGCUUCUACAGUCUUUGAAAUUCCCAAGAGGAAGUGUCUUAGACUAUCUCGAUUUGUGUCAGCUCCAAUUAAUUGUUUUGACUGUCCAAAUCGUUUGUCGAUAGAAUAUGUACUACGAAGACCUACUUCAAGUACUAAUCUGCUGUUUUUCUUCUUCCGUAUCAAAAUAAUUGAAGCUAGUCCACCAUCUUUAAUUGAAAUUCUUUUAUAUAAGAACUAAAAUACACUAUGAACGAAGAUAUUUUAGAAAUUGCUAACAUCACCGCAAACUGUAGCAUCAUGAAUAAUACUAUAUCAAAUAGUAUUAAUUGUCCGUUUGAACCAAAAAGUAGUGAUUAUGUAUCCGGCCCACCUAUUCUUGUAUUGGAAUUUGCCAAAAUUUUAUUCGGAAUCGUUUGUGUGACUGGACUGUGUGGAAAUUUGUUAGUCAUCUACGUCGUCUUGAGAUUUUCUAAAAUGCAGACGGUCACGAACAUGUAUAUCUUCAACCUGGCAGUGGCCGACGAAAUGUUCUUAAUUGGCUUACCUUUCCUGUUAACUACCAUGGACUUCCGGUAUUGGCCCUUAGGUUCGGUUAUGUGUAAAAUAUAUAUGACUACAACAUCCAUUAACCAGUUCACUAGCAGCCUUCUAUUAACAGUCAUGAGUGCCGAUCGUUACGUUGCUGUAUGCCAUCCAAUUUCUUCACCACGAUAUCGUACACCCAUAAUUGCUAAAUUAAUAUGUCUGACGGUCUGGACUGUAUCAGCUCUGUUGAUGGUUCCUGUAUAUCUGUAUGCGACUAUCUUGGAAAUCAACUCUAUUGACAGAUGCAACAUCUAUUGGCCAGAAAGCAGUUACAUGAAUGGACAGAAGGCUUUCACUUUAUAUUCGUUUACACUUGGAUUCGCUAUACCAUUAGUUCUGAUAUUACUCUUUUAUUUCUUAGUCAUAUGUAAACUAAGAAAAGUAGGACCUAAGAAUAAAUCACGAGAGAAGAAACGAUCGCAUCGUAAAGUCACUUACUUGGUUUUAACAGUUAUAACAGUAUAUGUCAUAUGUUGGUUGCCAUAUUGGAUCACUCAAGUAUAUUUAACAUUCUCACCACCCGGCCAGGAUCAAUCAGAAAUUGGUUUUACCAUAAUGUUACUAGCCGGUUGCUUAUCUUAUGGAAAUUCUGCCAUGAAUCCAAUUUUAUACGCGUUUCUAAGCGAUAAUUUUAAGAAAAGUUUUGCUAAAGCAUUUACAUGUGUAGCCAGUAGAGACAUCAACGCUCAGCUUCAAGUAGAGAAUAGUGUUUUCCCGAAGACAACACACGGAAGUUCCUCACGAGGACACCCACCUCGUCGCAAACAACUAACAACGACAAGGCAAGAAACAGAACAAUCCACAGCAAUCACAUUAACUUCGCGUUCAAACAUAGUGAUGGGUGAGAAAGAAUAUACAAUGCGCAAUGGAUUUAGUAAACAGUCCUCCGAAACUGAACCGACUCAAGUUUAAAAAAAGACAGUUACCAAAUAUGGUAUCGUAGAAAAUGUCAUAUCAAUUAUGGUAAAAAUCUCCUUUGGAAUGAUGAUAAAUUAACAAGUUUUUCAUCAUCUUACAGUCGAAUUAUAAACAAUAAGAUAACGCUUUGUGAUUUGUUUGCCUAUAUGAUGACAUGCAGAUGUUGCUCAAGUGUUUGGACUUUCAUUGUAUAUAAUUUUACCACAUAUACACAAAUAACCGUAUAACUAUUAUCUUUAUAGUAAACAAUGUCCAUCUAACAAUUUAAUGAUGUUAUUAUCUCUUUGAAUAAGUAUCUUUUACAAUGAUAAAUAUAUUAUUGUUAAUCUAGAAUUGUCAUAGUUUAGAAUAAGAAUUACUAAAUGUCAUUUUAUUGUUAAUUUAACUAACAUUAAACAAUGUUUAAAUGUAUUAUUCGAAGGACAAUUGAAUUGAUUUUAAACUUU